Molecule: messenger RNA, 1525 nt
Organism: Tachysurus fulvidraco (yellow catfish)
Lineage: Eukaryota; Metazoa; Chordata; Actinopteri; Siluriformes; Bagridae
Gene: serhl
Product: serine hydrolase like
Exons: 13
Coding region: 103-1059 (318 amino acids)
Source: RefSeq, a predicted model, not a curated record
UUCAGCUCAGGAUUCCUGAACUAGUUGUGUGACUUUCCAGAGGAUGCUUCAGUCACUGAAAAAUGUCAGACAGUUUGCCAUGUCAGCAAUGAAACAAUCAGUAUGAGUGUAUCUGAGUUUUUUGCAGUGCCGGUGACGGAGUUCAGGAUGCCGGUGCCCUGGGGUGAGAUGAGAGGCCGAGUCUGGGGACCUGAACACGGUCGUCCUGUGCUCUGCAUUCACGGCUGGUCCGACAACAGCGGCUCCUUUAACAAUCUCAUCCCACUGCUGCCAGCUGAUUGGAGGUGUGUGGCAGUAGAUUUACCUGGUCAUGGCUUGUCCUCUCACAGACCUGCAGGGGUUUUAUACACGUUUCCUACCUAUGUUGCAGACGUUCGACGCGUCAUUGAAGCUCUGCAGUGGAAACGCUUCUCUAUAAUCGGACACAGUAUGGGUGGAAAUAUCAGUGGAAUGUUGUGUACGCUGUAUCCAGAUAUGGUGGAGGCGUUAGUGCUCCUGGACUCCUAUGGAUUUCUUCCAGUAGAUGUGAAACGAAUGGGCAGGAUUAUGCGCAGAGGGAUUGAGGAAACGUUGGAGUAUGAAAAGAAAUUGCAGGAGAGAAAAGAAAGGAUCUACACCUAUGAGAAGGCCAAAGAGAGACUGAAAGCAGCGAAUCAAUAUCUCUCAGACAAGUCAAUAGAGAUUCUUCUAGAGCGAGGAGCCCAGGAGGUGGAUGGAGGUGUGGUGUUCACCAGAGACGUCAGAAUAAACCUGACUAACAUCAUUCGGAAUACACUGGAGCAGUCUCUAGAGAUGCAGUCACAGAUAACCGCUAAAGUGUUAGUGCUGCGAGCGAGUCAUGGUUUACAGAAGACUUUCCCCCAACCUGAGGAGAUAGCGGUUCCUUUACUAAAGGGCUGGUCAGGAGAAAGAAACACCAUUGUGACAGUGGAAGGAGAUCAUCAUGUGCAUCUAAACAACCCCGAGCGUGUAGCACCCAUCAUCACUGACUUCCUGCUUUCCCAGACGUCUCAACAGAUGGCUAAGGAAUCUGGCGUCGAUCACUCUGCUAAAUUAUAAAACCUUUCAUCCACAGGCAUACUUGUAUGGACUUUUAACAUUGUCAGAGAUGCACAUAAUUACCAUAGCUGGGAUUUAAUUCUAGUAACGGAACUCAUUUUGUUCCUGCUAAUUACUUUAUUAUUUUGUUGUUCUAGUUUUGAUGAGUGCGUGUAGGUCAAGUUGGGACAGUGGGGUAACAGGGAGGGGGUAGAAAUGCAAUUCUAAACUAAUAUAACUAGUGUGUAACGGUAUAUUCAAUCAUUUCUGUCCCAUCCGAACUAAUGCUACAUAUUUUAAAACUCAUGAUCCCUUUCUGCAGUGUUCCUUCCACAAAGAUACACACUCUAGGUCAGUUUUCUCACUUUGCCACCAAUGUGAGUGACAGGUAGUUAGAGAUACCUCAUCUAUGUCAAUGGUUGGACUUUGGUGGUCUGUAUGAUUUAUUGUUUUGCACCUUUACAGCCUUUAAAAGCUAUUCAAUUAA